Apus apus (common swift) is the source of this 5824-nucleotide messenger RNA. It is a transcript of the gene PPP3CC, whose product is annotated as protein phosphatase 3 catalytic subunit gamma. Gene Ontology annotation, molecular function: calmodulin-dependent protein phosphatase activity; calmodulin binding. The coding region runs from base 272 to 1837 and encodes 521 amino acids. The record is from RefSeq and is a predicted model, not a curated record. Lineage: Eukaryota; Metazoa; Chordata; Aves; Apodiformes; Apodidae. Gene Ontology annotation, biological process: calcineurin-mediated signaling. Gene Ontology annotation, cellular component: calcineurin complex; cytoplasm. The transcript has 15 exons.
GGCGGGAGGAGGGCGGUUUUGGGGGAGGGGGCAGCGGGAGGAGGGGCUGCCCGAGCGCUGAGGGGCGACCCAGGGAACACCCCCCUCCCCCCUUCUCCUGGGACACCCCCCCCUUCCCCCUCCCUUCCCCUCAACCUCGGUCUUGGAGGGGUGCGGGAGGAGGACGCCAGAACAUCCCCCCCCCCCCCCUUUUUUUUCCCCCUUCCCCCCCCCCCUCCCCACACACAUCCCCUGCGCUUCAGACCCCGGCCCCGCUCCAGCCGAGCCCACCAUGUCCGGGCGCGGCCACAACAAGCUGCCGACCACCGAGCGCAUCGUCAAGGCUGUCCCAUUUCCUCCCACGCAGCGGCUGACUCUGAAGGAGGUGUUUGAGGAUGGGAAGCCAAGGCUUGAUGUCUUGAAGAGCCACUUGGUAAAGGAAGGGCGCCUGGAAGAGGACGCGGCGCUGAAGAUCAUCAACGAUGGGGCUGCCAUCCUGAGGCAUGAGAAGACCAUGAUUGAAGUGGAGGCUCCCAUCACAGUGUGUGGUGACAUUCACGGGCAGUUUUUUGACCUCAUGAAGUUGUUUGAAGUUGGAGGAUCACCCAAUAACACCCGCUACCUCUUCCUGGGAGACUACGUGGACAGAGGCUACUUCAGUAUAGAGUGCGUGCUGUAUUUAUGGAGUUUAAAGAUAAAUCAUCCCAAAACGUUGUUCCUCCUUCGAGGGAACCACGAGUGCAGGCACCUCACAGAGUACUUCACCUUUAAGCAGGAAUGUCGAAUCAAGUACUCGGAGCGAGUGUAUGAUGCCUGCAUGGAUACAUUUGACUGUCUUCCUCUUGCUGCCCUCUUAAACCAGCAAUUUCUCUGUGUUCAUGGAGGACUGUCCCCAGAAAUCACAUGUCUAGAUGACAUUAGGAAAUUAGACAGGUUUAAGGAGCCUCCAGCCUUUGGUCCAAUGUGUGACCUGCUCUGGUCUGAUCCAUCAGAGGAUUAUGGCAAUGAGAAGACACUGGAGCACUUCUCCCACAACACUGUUCGAGGCUGCUCCUAUUUCUACAGUUAUCCUGCAGUUUGUGAAUUUUUGCAGAACAAUAGUUUGUUAUCCGUAAUCCGAGCUCACGAAGCCCAGGAUGCUGGGUACCGAAUGUACAGGAAGAGCCAGACAACAGGCUUUCCAUCCCUCAUCACAAUCUUCUCUGCACCAAAUUACCUAGAUGUCUAUAACAACAAGGCUGCUGUACUGAAAUAUGAAAACAAUGUCAUGAACAUCAGGCAGUUCAACUGUUCCCCUCAUCCCUACUGGCUUCCAAACUUCAUGGAUGUCUUCACAUGGUCUUUGCCUUUUGUAGGGGAAAAGGUCACAGAAAUGCUCGUUAACAUCCUCAACAUAUGCUCUGAUGAUGAGUUGAUUUCAGAUGGUGAUGAGACAUUGGAAGAUCACUACAUUUCAAGCUAUCAGAAAGGUGGGACAACAGUCCGUAAAGAGAUCAUCAGGAAUAAGAUCAGAGCCAUUGGGAAGAUGGCACGUGUCUUCUCGGUCCUUCGGGAGGAGAGUGAGAGUGUUCUGACUCUGAAAGGCCUGACUCCCACAGGUACCCUGCCCCUGGGAGUGCUCUCGGGGGGGAGGCAGACCCUGCAGACCGCCACAGUAGAAGCUGUAGAGGCACGGGAAGCCAUCCGGGGCUUUUCACCUCAGCACAAGAUCAGAAGCUUCGAGGAAGCCCGAGGGCUGGAUCGCAUCAACGAGCGGAUGCCGCCCCGCAAGGAUUCUCUGCACUCGGACGGGCCGGUGAACUUGGUAACCUCCACAAACUCUGCAGACAAGAAUGGCACGGGGAAGAAAGCCCAGUAACGGCCCAAUCUGCACCACUAAAGGAUCCAAAACUUAAGGAAUUUUAUUUAUUUAUUAUUGGGGCGGGGUGGGGGCCGGGGGAGAAACCAACUUCACCUGGAGGCACGUUCAUAAUCCAGUUCGCAUCCGUUCUGUAAGAAAGGUGACCAUUUUGUAAGUUUUUUAUUUAUGUUCAAUAUAUAAAAAGUCCAUCCUUUUUUUUUUUUUUUUUAAUUAAUUAAUUUAGAAACCAAUCUUAACUGCUAGUGCAUAUAUGAAGUGUUGUGCUGUACAGCUGACCUCUCCUCCACGAGAGACAAACCUCUGGGGGUGCGUGAGGGAGGGAAUUAAACAAUCAAAACGAAAACCAGUCCCAGGCAACUUGGGUCAUUGACUUUGGUACAAUUCUAAGUUAGCCUGUGCUUUCCAAAGCAGGUCCUUCCCUGGAAAACAGGGUUGGUUUUUCCUUUCAUGACUAUCUCCUUCCCAGAGUUUGCUGUUGUGUUUUUUCAACCUCUUGACCUGCUCGAGCAGCUGGUUCCGUGGAAGGCACAUGGUGCAGCAGGCUGGGAUCUUCCCAGGUGACAUCCAAAAUGUUCAGGACUCCAGUGUGUGUGUUACACCAAUCACAGCACCUUUUCCUUCAGUAAUUCAGCUUUAUUCCAGUUGGAGCCUCAAGAGAAAAAGUCACCUCUGAAUCGGAACGGGAAGGCAGGUGGGAGAUGUGCUGCCCCUUGUUGUGGCUCUUCCCAGACAGCUGGAAUUUGUCAUCUGGGGCUGCCCAUGCAGCAGAAAUCCCUCUGGUUCCCAGCAGAGGAAUUCCCUCUAGUCUCUAGGGAUCAGCAGGUCUUUGGGGAAUUGCAUGGCUUGAAUUUUAAAGGAAAAAAAGGGCUGAUUUAUAACCUGUGGACAUAAAGACCCCCCUUCAGCGACCACCACCGGGUACUGCAGAGCCCGUGGCUUGCUCCCCUGUGCCCAGCUCUGUGAUCAGCCCUUGCUGAUGGGUGUUGGAGUGGGGGGUGCUCAUGGUGGUCCCCUCCUAAGCCAGCAUCACCCCCCAGUCCUCCAGCAUCCCUCUUUGGGGGGGUCUUUCACCUACUUGGGCUUAACCCUGUUGCUGGUUACCUUGUUAGCUGGUGGCUAUUCCCCUGACUCCAAAGGAGCCACGGACACAUCAGCCUCUCCCAGAGGGGAUUUGUGAUACAGAUUUGGGGAAGGAUGGGUGAGGGUUCUGCUCUUUUUUUUUGUAGAGGGGAGGCUUGUUGGCUGAUGGGCAGCAGGGUAUCUAUUGGGGUUUUUUGCUAAAAAGCCCCUGGUUUGGAAGGGAGGAUGGUUUUUGGGUAGGUCAGCAUGUAGAGGAACACUGGCAGGGUGUUCGUGGGGUGCUGGAGAGGGAUCCCUGCUGGCAGCAGGGUUUCCAGAGGUUGUGUCAAGGGUUUUGAAGCUUGGAUUUGUGAAGCAGAGCCUCCUUCUAUCAUUUAAGCUUGAGGAAGGGCUUAGUGAGAUGCCUCUUUGGUUGCUUCCCCAUCCCACGUGUCGUUUGAGCCGCGUCCUCUUCUGCCUGUGCGGAGUCAGAGCAGCAGCUUUUGGAAAGGAAAUCCCUUGCCAGCUUUCCCUUCUUUCCCAGCUCCACUGUCUAUUUGUGCUUUCUCCAAGCAGGGGCAGCAGGUUCAGCCUCUAAUAAGGGAUAUUUCCCAACCCCUUCUCUGGAUCUUGCUGGCUUCUCUUUGUGCUCAGGCCCUCAGCUGCCAUCCCAGCCACAGCGAAAAAAAAAAACCCAGCAACUUUGCAGGAGACUUUCAAAUUGUCUUGUAAUCAUAACCUCACUUAAUUUCAUGCCAGCUAUUUAGGAAACAGGAUCUGUGAGCAGGGUUUUCACAAGGGACUUUUUGAGUCGCAUGCCUCCACUUUCCCUUUUUUUCCCUUUCCUUUUUGUUCCUUUGUUUUCCACGCCCACCGCUUAGCAAAAAGUGCAAGAUGUUUGGAACCAGCUUCUCUUUAACCCCAUACGAGGCCAAAACUGCCUUUGUCUGUGAGUAUUUCUUCUGGGUUUUGUUGAGGGGGGGGGAGGUUUCUUUUCAGGUGGGGUUUGGGGGUGGGGUGUUGUUAAUUUCUUUUGUCAUUGGCAUCCUUUCUGCAACACAGCCAACCUGUGGUACCUUCCUCUGAGAGAGCAAAGGUGCUGCUGCCCGUGCAUGUUUGGGCUUGUUGUUCUAACCCAGGCUGGGAUUUCACCCAGUUUUUAGAGCUUUGGGAUGGGUGCUGAGGAAGGGUGGGGGGGAAUGCUUCAUCCAUCCCCCCCCCCCAAAAAAAAAGGAAAACCCUGGCAGCCCACACAGAGCUUUGGCAGAGGGGGAUUUGCUUUGCUCGUGGUUUGUCCCCCAACCUUUUUCUCCUGCUCCUUCCCCCCCAGAAAACACCCUUUGGCACUUUGUGGUUUGAUGCGGGGGGGGUGUGUUUUGAGGAGCUGUCACCCCCCUCCCCAAAUCCCUGGAGAUGGGUGUUGCCAAAAAUCCCAUCCCUGUGGCUGGUGGGGGUUGUGGCUGGCUUGGUUGGCCACCCAAAUUUGGAGUUGGCCACCUAGUGGGGCCUGGUGCCUGUCAGGGAUCCCAACCAUCCCAGCUGGAUGGUAGGUAUGGAUUCCAUACUUCCAGGCUCCUGUAGCAACCCUGGUGCUGGUGUCCCCCCCCUUCCCUCAACACCAGUUCCCAAGGGGGGUGAGGAGCAGCGCUGGGACUGGUGGGUGCUAAUUACCCCCUCCAUUAAUUAAGGCUCAUCAUGUAACCCCUCUUGGAGCUGUGGGAAGGGCAGAGCUUGUCCCAGCACCCAGCUGAGAAACCCCCUCCCCUCUUUUAGGGGGUUGUACUGCAUUUUAGGGGGUCAUACUACAUUUUAGGGGGUUGUGCUACAUUUUAAGGGGUUUUACCAGAUCUUAGAUAAAGAGGGAGAUGAAGACCUUGGAGCAGAGGUCCCUCACUCAUCCUGAUCCAAACAAAACAUGCCAGAAAGACUCGGAAUUCCUCCCCCCCCCCUUCCCUUCCCUUUUCCUCCCCACAAAUCCAGCACCUUGGAGCUAUGCAGGUCUCAAGACCCCUCAUCUCAGAGCUCCCACCCGUCCCUUUUCCCUCCCUGGCUGCCAACCAGAGCGUGGCAAGCAGGAAUCUGGGAAUACAAGCCAAGGAGCACUACCAGCUCCAGGACAAGCUGGAGCUGCUCUUCCCUCACAGCCUGGGUUGGUGUUUCAUUUUGGUUGGUUUUGGUUGUUGUUUAUUUUUUGCAUGUUCUAGCAAGGUGCAUGUCACAAGGAGGGGGGUCAGCAAUGGGGUGGUGGGUUGAAGUUCUAGCUUUCUGAUUUUGAAUUUUGACACUGGGAGAACCUCUGGUUGUCCCAGCCCCAGGGGGAGCCUGUGGUGGCACGUGGGGAUGGAUCCCACCUAAUUGGGAGAACCUCUGGUUGUCCCUGCCAGUCCCAGGGGAGCCUGUGGUGGCAUGUGGGGAUGGAUCCCACCUAAUUGGGAGAACCUCUGGUUGUCCCUGCACCUCUGGUUGUUCCUUCCAGCCCCGGGGGGGAGCCUGUGGUGGCACGUGGGGAUGGAUCCCACCUAGUUGAGGUGGCAGGGAUGCAUGGAGACCUCUGCCAAGGAGGACCUGAAGCCCCAUGGGACACAUGCAGGGUGCUGUGAUGGUGAUAUUAGGGUUCUCAAAGCUGAAGGAUCCUCGUUGCCUGGAGACUCCUAUUUUAUUUAAUUUUUUCCUUUUUUUUUUUUAGUUUCUGUUUCAAGGAGAAAAAAAAAUGGUGAAAAUGUUAUUUAUUGGCAGAAAUUAUUUAAUAUAAUUUCUCUUUUUUUUUUGUGAACAAGGAAUGAAUUUGUUAGAACUGUCUUAAUGUAAAUUGGAAGUCAUCUUUAAGGAAAAAAACCCAGAAAAAAAAAAAAAGAGAAAAAAAAAACCAACUAAAAAAAAGAAAAAAAAAGAAGAAAAAAAAUGUUAAAAAAUUUGACCCAGUCA